AUGGCCAUCAGUGUUUUGACUCCGCAGGCCCUCAAUCAAGCCCCCGAUAUGUUGGCAAAUCACAAGACUGGUUUCCAAGUCACCACCAGCACUAUCGACGAGUUGUCGGAGAAGGGCAUCGCCGACAGAGAUGAGGACUUCAUCGUGGUGUCUCCAUACGAAGAAAGACCGCAUCUUCUCGAUUUGAAGACUCUCGAUAUAGCGAACCAAAUUCUGGCAAGAGCUCUCACUUCACUUAAUUGUCUUCGAGAGGAUUACGCGACCGCCCCCUAUGUCGAGAUAUUCAAUUGGCCAGAAAUCGUCGACGAAAUUCGACGGCGAGCCAGCGCCUCGAACUUCCAAUGGAAGGAGACCUCGUUCUUCGUCGUCGUCUUUAGAUCACAAAUUCCGCCAACUACGGUAUAUGCCGAUCUCGGUACUCUCGACAAGGCAGCACACGCCGAAGGAACGAAAAGUGGUGGCUUCUUGAAGUGAGUGACAAAUAAAAUUUCACUUACACCUUUCUAGACGCUAAACAUGAAUAGAUACUGGUUCGGAUCACCUGAUGAAAAUGGUAGAAAUCUCGCAACUUGCGUUUGGCGAUCCACCCAUGAUGCUAGAAUUGGAAGUAUGGGGGAGGCUCAUAGGAAAGCCGCUGGAGCAGCUCGAAAACUGUAUACGGAAUGGGAGAUAGAAAGAUUGAGGUUUCGAAUCAAAGAUGGCGCAAAUGAAUGGGAGAUUGUUGAGUGGGUUGAUUGA
Messenger RNA from Hymenoscyphus albidus, 738 nucleotides. The record is from the annotation of a GenBank genome assembly. Lineage: Eukaryota; Fungi; Ascomycota; Leotiomycetes; Helotiales; Helotiaceae.